GUAAAUCAUCAAUUGGACGUUGUUAUGAUAACCGUUUGUUGACACAAUCAUACCUCGAGAAAAUAUUAUUAAGAUGUGGUAAUUAUUUAAAAGAAUUGUCUCUCUCAGAUGUUUGUGAUUCAAGUAUUAUGCCAUUUAUUGGUGAUCACUGUAAAAAUUUAACAAGUCUUGAAUGUAAAUUUAACGUUGAUUCGUUAAAAUAUGAUGCUGGUCACUUUGUUCAAGCAUUUACACAGUUGAAUAAAUUAAAAUGCAUCAAAAUGACGAUGGAUCACAACGGCUCGGAUGAGACAAUCAAUCUUUCUGCACUAAUUAAUAGUCUUCCAGAAGAAAUUAAUGAAAUUCAUUUAUUUAAUAAACAUCUUAACUAUUUAAAUAAAUAUAUUUCCAUGUCUGUUCGAAGAUUUAGAAAUCUUCAAAAAUUAACAUCAGUUGGCUUCUGUCUAGACAACAUAAUUCUUGAAGAAAUAGCAGACAUAACAACACUUGUUCAUCUUACCAUUGAACUGUAUGAUAUAAACAAAAAACUUUCUCUAUUUGAUAAACUCGUUAAUUUGGAGUAUAUUGACUUAAUAAUCAUGGGCAGGGUCGAUUGUGUAUUUGGACUUACGGAUGAGGUACUCAAUACUAUUUUUUGUACAUGCAAAAAACUAAAACAUCUUGAUAUUCCAUCUGGUCUUUAUGAUGUAGCUAAAAUCCCUCUUGAAAAAUGGAUAAACUUCCAAAAUUUACAAUAUCUUGGUAUUUGUUGUGACAUAAUGCCUGACUUAGCAAACACAGUUGUUGAAUAUUGCAAGAAUUUGAAACACUUGAGAAUUACAGAUUAUCGUGAUGACUUAAUGAAUGAAACUGCUCUAAAGAAACUAACAGAGCUAAAAAAUCUUGAAUGUUUAAUAUUGGAAGAAAACAUUUCGCUCAGUGAGGAAUCAAUAAUUGCAAUUUCGAACAACUGUAAAAAACUAAAACGUUUAGAAAUUUCUGAAUGUAUUAUAGUACCAUCUAUUCCGGGUGUUCGACUGUCUUCUUCAACUGUUCUUGAUGAAUUAUCAAAAUUGCAAUGUCUUGAACAUCUAAACUUGGGUUUCGCAGAAAAUCUUAAAGAUAGCACAAUUAUUUCUAUUGCUAAUAAUUGUAAGAAAUUAAAAAUUUUAGAUAUCCAAGGAUGCUGUGCAAUUACUGAAACAUCUCUCGUUAAUUUAACAAACUUGGAAAAUUUAGUAAAACUAGAUGUAAGUUGUCUUGAUAUAAUUACAGACAGCUUCCUUAUCAAAUUAAAAGGAUUAAAGGAAUUGAAUUGUUAUUAUUGCCAGAAACUUACUAAUGCUGGUAUUAUACAAUUUAUAAAUAAUAAUCCAGAUCUUGAACUUCUUGAUGUCCGCUAUAUUAAAAAUUUGACAAGUGACUUGGCUAUUGCUGCUGAUCAGGCAACUCAAAAUCGUACAAAUGGUAUCAUUUUAGACAUAAUAAUGGAUAAUUGGUCAAUAAUCAAAGCUUCUAAGUCAAUAAUUAAAUCUCAAUGGUUGGUCAUUCAAUAG
This is a messenger RNA of Aphidius gifuensis, 1535 nucleotides long. Its product is annotated as F-box/LRR-repeat protein 20-like. The coding region runs from base 129 to 1535 and encodes 468 amino acids. Gene Ontology annotation, cellular component: SCF ubiquitin ligase complex. The transcript is spliced from 2 exons. The record is from RefSeq and is a predicted model, not a curated record. Lineage: Eukaryota; Metazoa; Arthropoda; Insecta; Hymenoptera; Braconidae. Gene Ontology annotation, biological process: SCF-dependent proteasomal ubiquitin-dependent protein catabolic process.